AGCGGGAGUACCAGACACAAAUUCCCAAAGCAAUGACCCGAGUCCCGGUUAUAUGGGUCUCGGCUCGAAAGGUCGACUGUUUAUUCCCGUCUGCGGAUGCUGCCUGACCGGCUGAGUUCCAGCAGCAUUUUGUGUGUGCCGGUCUGUGUGGAGCUUGGAGAAUGAAGAUCCAAGGGUCAUACGGAACAGUUGGAAGGGGGGUGCAGUGUGUUUGCGCUGAACGUUGAUGAAACCGAAAUAUGAUCUCGCCGUGUCUCCGGUUAUUUUGGGUGCGCGGCCGGCCGACCUUCCCUCACAGCCCAUUGGCCGUGGAGCGAGUUCAAUGCCUCCGGAGAGCCCAGUGAGAGUGCGAGAGGAGGGUGGAGUUGGAGUGACCCUCCAGGCCGCUGUUAGUUUCACCUCGGGCGCUGUCGGCACGCAAUGCUACUGCGGUUCGGGGUGGUGGUGACGCUGGCCGACCACGAUGCCCAGCUGUUCGUGUGUGGGUCGAGGCCGGAGCUGGGGCACUGGGAUCCGCAGCGAGCGGUGCCGAUGCAGCCGGCGAGCAGCGCAGUGAACGAGCCUUCCUUCUGGUGUGGCGAGGUGGUGCUGCAAGAGCGCUGCGCCGAGAGGUUCUGGUUCAAAUUCGGCAAGCGGAUCCGCGGCCAGUUCAUCUGGGAAGGAAGUGGGCCUCAUCACGAUCGGUGCUGCGAAUACGACGAGAGCAACUUGGUGGGUGACGUUUACUGUCACCCAGUCGGACAUUACAUUGAGGAGAGUGGGUGUACUAACGAGAUGAAGCAUACCACUGAUUUCUACUUUCGCAUCGCUGACCACCAGGCCAUGCACUACUCCAGGAUUCUGCCCAGGAUUUGGCUUGGUAGUUGUCCGCGACAAGUAGAGCAUGUGACCGUCAAACUUAAACACGAAUUGGGGGUGACUGCAGUAAUGAAUUUUCAAACGGAGUGGGAUGUUGUGCAGAAUUCAGCUGGAUGUAACCGCAGACCAGAACCAAUGAGACCCGAAUUCAUAAUGGAAUUGUACAAAGAUGCUGACAUUGCCUAUGUGUGGAUGCCAACUCCAGAUAUGAGUACAGAAGGCAGGGUGAAGAUGCUCCCUCAGGCAGUUUACUUGCUGCAUGGUUUGCUAGAGAAUGGCCACACUGUGUAUGUACAUUGUAACGCGGGGGUAGGAAGAUCGACUGCCACUGUAUGUGGGUUCCUGAUGUACAUCACCGGUUGGAGUCUAAGAAAGGUCCAAUAUUUUGUGACUUCCAAGCGACCUGCAGUUUACAUCGAUGAAGAGGCUUUGAUCCAUGCCAAGAAUGAAUUUCAUCAAAAAUUUGGACAUAUUCGUUCUUCUGUGUGUCACAAUUGUUAAGAGUACAACUAUACCUUGGCACAACUACCCUUUGAAGGAUACAAAUAGUUUCUUGCUUUUAAAUGAAUGGCUUUUUUAAUGUUCAUUUUAGGACAGCACAACAUGAACAACUAAUCCCUUGCAAAAAUUCAGGUAACUUUAAAAUGUGCAUGCUAUUUAAUUCUGAAACAUUUUGGUGUCGUUUUAAGAAUAGAUGGUGAUUGCAAGCUGGCUGUGGUUUUUGACCUAGGAUGUUGGAUGGAAACUGCUUAUUGCUAACAAACUCCUCCAGAAUGAUUAUUGUUUAGUUACCUUGACCCGGCUGGUGGCAUAGUGGCAUCAGCACUGGACUUCGGGAUGAAAGGUCCCAAGUUCAAAUCCAGCCAGCCGUCUCCCCUGCACACUUUCCAUCCAUGCUGGGUUAAGAGCUGGUGAUCUCUUUGGAAACUCACCUGGCAGACGGCAAUGGAAAACCACUACUGUAACUUGCCUCGAACGUGGUUCCCCACUAUCUCAGAGAGGCAUGGAGGGAAAUCAUCCGCUAACCGGAGAAACUCCGGAUGCCACAUACCUUUCCUUUUCCUCAGUUACCUACAAAUAUCAAAAUAAUCUCUGGGCCACACAUUAUUCCCUGAAUGAAGUCCUGCUUGAUAACAAAUCGUUAGGAUCUUUUCUUUUAUAAACUGAUCCCCAUUAGAAAAACACGCAGACUUUACUCAGUGGAACAAUUAAUUCAGCAAGCUUGGAUUGAGAGCAAGACAUUGGUUGUGCUUAGCUUAAGAAACAAACAUAACAGAAGACAACAGAUUAAUUAUCCACGACACCAGAUGCUUAGGGUUUAGACCAUAAGACAUGUGAUCUAAUUCUGCUCCUUUGGCCCAUCGAGUCUGCUAUGCCAUUCAAUCGACUCCUGCCUUCUCCCCAUAACCUUUGAUAUCCUGGCUAAUCAAGAACAUAUCAACCUUCACUAUACUCAAUUACUAGGCCUCCACAGCCAUCUUUGCAAAGAAUUUCACAGAUUCAUCAACCACUGGCUAAAGAAAUUCUUCCUAAUCUCUGUUCUAAAGGGACGUCCUUAUAUUCCGAGAUUAUGCUCUCUGGUACUAGACUCCCCCACUAUAGGAAACAUUCUCUCCAUAUUCACCAUUUAUGCCUUUCAUUAUUUGAUAAGUUUCAAUGAGAUCCUUCUAAACUCCAGCGAGUACAGGCCCAGAGCCAUCAAGCACUUUAGACAAUAAGCCUCAACCCAAUUACUUGAUAUGGCACAAACUCUUCAUUAUCACUUAUUCAUCUCCUUACGUUUCAAAUAUAUUUAUGUCAUUCAUUUUAACUAUUUGAGCUAUCAUGUUCUACACCGUUACCAGCUUUCUUUUUAAAUCCCCUGUUGAACUCACCAAUGAUAACCAUUUCAUCUCAUUUUCAAAUUUCUCCAUGACUUUAUACCCUGUAUAAAACAGCCUUAUUCAUGCCUCAUAUUUCAGCUGAUGCUUGGGUAGCAAUUUUGUCAGGGAUAUGGGAGGAGGAAUGGCUUUGUUCAUCCUCUUAGCCAGAGUACAAUGGGAAAAGAAGUGAAUCAAAUCUUUUAAUCUGUGCAGCAUUGUGACAAUAUGCUACUGCUAAAUCACACUGUAAUUAUACUAAUUUUAAUGAGAAUUUCCAGAUCAAUGUUGAUUUUGAAUUCAAAUAUCAAGUCAAAUUAAAAAUGAAAAUAGACUGAA
Molecule: messenger RNA, 3056 nt
Organism: Mobula hypostoma (lesser devil ray)
Lineage: Eukaryota; Metazoa; Chordata; Chondrichthyes; Myliobatiformes; Myliobatidae
Gene: epm2a
Product: EPM2A glucan phosphatase, laforin
Exons: 4
Coding region: 421-1359 (312 amino acids)
Biological process (GO): protein dephosphorylation
Cellular component (GO): cytoplasm; nucleus
Molecular function (GO): protein tyrosine phosphatase activity; carbohydrate phosphatase activity; starch binding
Source: RefSeq, a predicted model, not a curated record